This is a messenger RNA of Symbiodinium sp. CCMP2592, 636 nucleotides long. NCBI's taxonomy places the organism in Eukaryota, Dinophyceae, Suessiales, Symbiodiniaceae. The record is from the annotation of a GenBank genome assembly.
AUGAAGCAUGGGAAGAAAGUGUUAGAGGCUUAUUUCUUUGCACAGAAAUUGGCUGCUCUGCAAAAGAAAGCCGGUCCCACACCGACUAAGCAGAUCCUGACUCCAGAGUCACUGAUGUGUAUUGCUGGUCCGUGCCUCUCGGCUGAGAAGCAGACCAUUGAGUGGCUGGAGGUGGAUGCGGAUCCGACCGAUGCUUUUGCUGGGGUGGAUGCUGUGCCUUUGGAAUUGAAUGAGAAGGUCCAAAAGCGUUUGAUGACUGAGCUCGACGAGCACCAGCUCACCGUCCAGCAGACGGAGGAUCGUGGCAAGACCCUUGUAACGUUGCGCCGCAUCGAAGAAGGUGAGGUCGUUAUGUUGCCGUCGUUCUUGCUUUUCACAGACAAGCGCACAGCGGUGACAUUUUUACGGCGGGAUGACAACAUGAAGCAUGCUGACGCAGUGCUCCAGGUGCAGGGUGUUCUGCACAAAGGAGUCAGGACGUGUUACUACCUGGUCUUGCUUGGUGCUGCGCGAUUUCUCAACGACUUUCAAGGGUCAGACAAGACAAGUGCAAAUUGCCGGAUCGACAUUGAUCCGGCUCGUGGCCCCAAUACCGGGGCGGUGAAGUUGGUCGUUGCCACAAAGAUACCAGGCUAA